AUGGUUUUGGUGGCACUAUGGAUUUUCUUUCCAAUUGCUAAAUAUGUUCCUUCUAUAAAGCAAGUAACAUUAUUGGAUUUGCCUCUCACAAGAUGGGUUGUGAUAAUUAGCAUCAUUUGUGGAUUUUACCUCAUCAGCUAUGUUGUUUAUAUGCUUACUCAUCAAGUUACUCGAAUCCUUAAUGUUAGAAGCCUAAAUGUUGCACAAGCUUUUUCAGAGAUAAUCGACGGUCUCAUAUUCUGGUGGGCAGAACAUGAGGUAAUGAAACGUGUUCCUACUUUCAAGAACCACGAAAUCCUCGGAUUACCCACUCGAAAGUGGUUGAGGGUAUCCAUUCUAGUCCUUAUUGGGUACAAUCUAAUCACCUUGUUUACCCACAUAGCCGUCAUGUCACUACGUCGUAUAUGUCAACAACAUCCUAAAAUAGCUCAUGAAAACUUUUGGCAAAAUGUCUUAGGAAGACAUUUACAUAAGAAAUUCAUAGUGUAUUUUGCAAAUGGAAUGAAGUUGAGCAUUAGCUUCAUAAUGAGCUCAUUGUUGCUUCUACUUACAUGGGUAUUAUAUUUCGGCACGCGAUUAGACAUGAAGAUAGGCAAAACCAAGAGUAUAUGGGAAUAUGGAUUAUGGACUUUACUUACUCUUUUAAUAUGUGCUUUUUUUUGGUUAAUCAAAACUUUUGUGUUACUAGCUUGGGAAGUUCAUACCGUUUAUAAUAGAUUAGAGCAUAGAAUCAUUUCCAUUAGUGAGCAAUUGUAUUUCCUUGGCAUUCUUGAUUGUGACAAACAUGAUAUAUUCAAACUAAGGAAUGAUAUAGUUGAAGAUGAUGAUAAUGAACAAGAAGCAUCAACAGUACAGAAUAGUCAAAGAGGAGGAGACAACAGUUUAACGAAAUGCUUUAGCCUAAUAGUGACUAGUUUGUUCGACUUAAUUCCAAAAGGAGCCAAGAAGAAAUUGAACCUUGAAAAAAAGGAAAGGAUAAAAAAUGAGUUGUUACUUCACAAGGAUCCAACUAUGGAUGAUUUACAACGGGCGAGUCAUUUCUUUAUAGUGGCUAAACGAAAAUUGUUGAAGGAGACGUACAUCUCUGACAUUCUUGAAAGUUUUGAUGCAACAAGUGAUAAUAGGGAAAAAUUGAAACAAAUUAUUGAUCAUCAUGAGAAAAAUCAAGGGAAUAUCUUGAUGAGACUACGUACAUUGCAUCAAAGAGAAAGAGGGUCUGAGGAAGAAGGUGUAGACAAAGAAGAUGAUCAAGAAGGUGCAGCACAUAGCUCUACCACAAAUUGCGCGAAACAAAUCAAUGAUUGGGACCAAUUUGUCAUUAAGUUACCGAAGCAAUCAGAAAAUUCUUCUAUGAUUUCCUAUGCUGAUAUUCAAACAUGGGUGGAGAGAGCACACCAUCAGUGUAUGUAUCUUGCGAAUACUCUAAGCAGUGCAGAGGAAGUAGCAGGUUGUUUAAACAAAAUAAUUAGUUGGCUUCUAAUAGCUGCAACUUUCAUAAUGUGGCUUCUUCUUACUGGAUUGGCUACUACACAAGUACUUGUCCUCAUUGCAUCACCAUUGUUAGCUGCAACUUUUAUAUUUGGAAACACUUGCAAAACUCUAUUUGAAGGCAUCCUUUUUGUUUAUGUGGUUCAUCCCCUCGAUGUUGGCGAUUUAUGUAUCAUUGACGAUAAAAUGAUGGAGGUUACAGCAAUAGGCAUUUGGACAACUACUUUCACAAAGGUGGAUAAACUUGGUACGCAAGAGGUGGUGAUAUAUCCCAAUGUAGAGUUAGCCAUCAAAGUUAUAAUCAAUUACAAAACCAAGUUUGAUUGGAGUGAUUGCGUAGAAUUCAAUUUAGGUUAUGUGAACCUCACAAACAUCAACAAUCAGGAAGAAAUAACUAAUUUUUUCAAAGAUCACUUGGAUAAGCAAAGCUUUGAGAUUUUGCCAAGUUCUAUUAACUUAGCAGUCUCAAUAAUGGGAGAUAACAUCAAGUUAGUCCUCCGUCUGAAAUACAAGGCUGAAAAUACUAAAGGUUGGACGUACUCGGAGUGCCUUCGGCGAAAGAAUAAACUCCAAGCUGAUUUUUGUCUACUUAUGCAAGAUGUUAUAAGCAAAUUCAAGAGUAAACAAAAGGGAAAAGAAGCUAGCUAA
Beta vulgaris subsp. vulgaris (sugar beet) is the source of this 2136-nucleotide messenger RNA. Its product is annotated as mechanosensitive ion channel protein 9-like. Bases 1 to 2136 code for a protein of 711 amino acids. The transcript has 6 exons. The record is from RefSeq and is a predicted model, not a curated record. Gene Ontology annotation, molecular function: mechanosensitive monoatomic ion channel activity. Gene Ontology annotation, biological process: detection of mechanical stimulus; monoatomic anion transport. Gene Ontology annotation, cellular component: plasma membrane. NCBI's taxonomy places the organism in Eukaryota, Viridiplantae, Streptophyta, Magnoliopsida, Caryophyllales, Amaranthaceae.